This is a messenger RNA of Vanrija pseudolonga, 918 nucleotides long. RefSeq lists its product as uncharacterized. The coding region runs from base 1 to 918 and encodes 305 amino acids. The record is from RefSeq and is a predicted model, not a curated record. The transcript has a single exon. NCBI's taxonomy places the organism in Eukaryota, Fungi, Basidiomycota, Tremellomycetes, Trichosporonales, Trichosporonaceae.
AUGGCUUCAGACUGGCCUUCGUUCGUCGUCGCCGCCGGCGUCGUCGCCGUAGUCUUCCUCACCCUCUUCCUCGGCUUCCUCGUCCCCGCUCGCCUGCUUCCAGCCCCUGCCUUCCCCCACCGACCCACCGCUCCUCAAUCAGGCAACACCCUCGUGCGCAAGCUCCGCAAGCCCGCCGACUUUGACGAGUGGUUCCGCGGCAUCACAGCCUGCCUGCACGCCAUGGGCGCUAGCCAGCAGUUCUUCGUCGACGAGCCGUGCCGGCGUACCGAUGAAGACAACCACAUUACAUCCUACCGCACCCCUGGCCAGAGGGCAGGCGACCGCCCGCCGUCCGGUUUGCAGAUGGUGCAGUCGUUUGAGAUCAGCCACUCGCUUGCGCGCCGGCACAUGGACGUCAACUGGCGUCGCUGGCGCGAUGCAGAGCUCGUCGCCCGCUCUGCGCUGGCCCGUACGGUCGACAAGGACCUCUUUCAGCACGUCAAGGACCUGUGGUCCGUCAAGGACAUGUACAAUGCCCUCCUUGUCGCCCUCUUCCCCGAGCGGAACGACAGCGCGAGGGCCCAUGAUCUCUACCGCCACCUUCGUGGCAUGCGGCUCGCGGACGGCGCGACGUCUCUCGACAUGACGAUCCACCUGAACCAGUUCCGCGGCAUCGUGAAGGCGCACGGCAAGUGCGGCAGCUCACUCUCGGCCGACUCCAAGUUUGCCAUCUUCCGCAACAGUCUUCAGGGCAACAUCCGCGUGCAGGUCGAAGCUGCUUUCACGAACAAUCUCCCGGCUCCCGUCAGCUCUCUUCCACCCAAGACGAAGUGGCUCGCCCUCAAACGCGCGUUCGUUGAACACAUCGAGAGCAGCUACCGCGGCUUCACGGGGACGAGGAUGCCAGGGGACCUGCCGCCAUUCGACAGCGAGUAG